AUGACGCAACGAGUCCGUGUGGUGCUGAUGAGCGGCGACGAAGUUCAAGGCGACGUCCUCCCAGAGACUACGCUCACGACGCUGGCGCAGGAGGCCGAUUACUCCUUUCGGGUCGCUGGCAAAGUGUCCUGCGGGGAUCGGCUGGGCUGGCUUAUUUCCGACGCCCUUCAAGGCCUCAAGCCCUCCAGCACUAUUGCGGAAGCAAACCUGCAGGACGGCGCCUCAAUCCAAGCAGUGAUCGUCAAGAAGGACCGGCUGGUGCAAACCCGCGGCUCCUGCAAUCGGGCCCUGGCGUGGCUGGGCGGCAAUGGUUCCGUGCGUUGUGGAGGAUCCCCAACCUUGGGCGGGGAUUGCAGCCAAGUGCAGCAUCAUCUUCGUGACGUGAGGGACAUUGUCGCGACCUUGUCGUCCUUUGCGGCCGUGCGGGACGACGGAGGGCUGGUGACCUGGGGCGGUGACGAUCCUGAUAGCCUUAGUCGGCACAUUCCCAAAGAGCUAUGGGAGGUGCAGAGCGUCGCAGCCACCGACAUGGCGUUCGCGGCGCUGAUGAAGGACUCUACCGUGGUGUGCUGGGGAGAUCGGGGCGAAGGGGGCGACUGUGGAGCCGUGGAGCACCUCCUGAGGCCGGAGGGUUCCAGGAGGGUGAUGCAGAUCGUGGGCUGCGAAUCAGGGUUCGCUGCGAUCACGAGUGAGAGGCAGGUCGUGAUAUGGGGAAACCGAGGGAGAUGGGGGGACUAUGUCAUGGACGGAGUGCUUCCGCUGAGCAACGUGAAGGAGGUCAAGGGUGUGCACGACCACCACUUCGCGGCGCGGACGCACACGGGCUCGGUCUGCUUCUUUGCAGACCGCGUCUUCGACUGGCCGCAAGGAGGGCAAGGGGUGGUCCAACUCGAGGCUUCCGAACAUGCCUUUGCAGCCUUGCGCUCGGACAUGUCGGUGGUGGUCUGGGGUUCACAGGACUACGGUGGUGACUGCCGGAAGGUUCAACCUUGGUUGACCAGCGUGGUGAAGCUGGCCGCCUCCCCGACGGCCUUUGCGGCGCUGCGCACAGAUUGCACCGUGGUGUCCUGGGGAGGCCCGCCGGGACCUCACCGAUGGGUGUCUCUCGGCCUCCAGUUUCUCUCUCCGUGUUUCUCUUGA
Messenger RNA from Symbiodinium natans, 1140 nucleotides. Lineage: Eukaryota; Dinophyceae; Suessiales; Symbiodiniaceae. The record is from the annotation of a GenBank genome assembly.